This is a messenger RNA of Dentiscutata heterogama, 376 nucleotides long. The record is from the annotation of a GenBank genome assembly. NCBI's taxonomy places the organism in Eukaryota, Fungi, Glomeromycota, Glomeromycetes, Diversisporales, Gigasporaceae.
UGAUGAGUUAAGGUUUUGCCUUUACAAAUUGGAUGGUUAUGAAAAAGCUUGGCACCAAGUUAGUAACAAAUAUCAUAAAGAUUGUAUAAAUAUAACUGUGAAGUUUGGUGGUGGUUCUGUGAUAUUCUGGUGGAUGAAAUCUCAUGGUUUCGAUAUAUUAGAUUGGGCACCGUAUAGUCCUGAUUUGAAUCCGAUUGAAAAUCUUUGGGAAUGUCUUGAUUUGGCACUACAUAAUAGAAGGCCAUCACCCAAAACACAAGAAGAAUUAGUUAAGUGUAUAAAAGAAGAAUGGAAUAAAAUACCAAUUGAGUAUAUUCGUUCACUUAUCUGUAGUAUGUCAGCUCGUGUGAUGGCGAUUUAUAAAGCCAAGGGAUAG